GUACGGGUGCGGUGCUACGCGUAGACGGCGCUACGACUUCGGAAAGUAUUACGGGAGUGUAGUAACUUUCUUGAAUUGUUUAUGUCACUGAGUGCCAAGGAAUGUCGCUCCAUCAACGGGCUGCUUGAACGUUGAAUUGUCGCAAAGCAAGAUCAGUCAAGAUGCUAGCCGGAGUGGCUGUUCUUCUGUUCGUCUUAUCAGUGUCCCCCGCGAGCGCUCAACUCCUCUUCCUCAUGGAGCCACCACCGCGGCUUUCCUUCUCCAACAGCUCCGGUGCGAAGGUCUCGUGCGCAGCCCACGGGAGCCCUCUCCCCACCAUAUCUUGGAUGACAGAGGACGGGGUGCCGGUGACUGAUAUUCCAGGACUUAGGGAAGCCUUACCGAACGGCACACUGUGGCUGGGAGCGUUCUCAGCAGCCCAGUACCGUAGCGACGUUCACGCCGCUGUGUACCGCUGCCGCGCCGCCAGCACCGUCGGGGCCAUACUCUCCAGGGAUAUGAGGCUUGAGGCUGUGAUGGAUGCCCCGUGGGAGGUCCGAGUGCAGUCAAGUCACGGUGUAGCCGGCGGUGCGGCGUUGCUCACGUGCGCAGUGCCCGCCACAGUCAGGAGUCACGUCACAGUCACCAGGUGGUUCAAGGACGGAGCCGUGCUCGCUCCAAUGGCGGCUGAAGCUGGAGGUCGAUAUAUAGUGGGAGGCAGCCGUGGUGAUAUACUGGUGGUGCGAGACGCGAAGCCUGAUGACGCUAGUACUUACUCGUGUGAAGCACAACAUGCUCUCACUGGUGAAAAGCGGAAAAGUUCUCCCGCCGUUGUUACUGUGCUGCAUGCAACGGGCAGCAUGGCGCCCCGCAUGCUGACCGUGUCUGAAGACGAGAUGGUGCCCCAGGGAGGCGACAUACGGCUCGUGUGCUGCGCCGUAGGGAACCCACCACCCACUUACAGUUGGUUCCGCCACUCCAAUGGACGUCUGAGCCCUGUCUCUAACAGCAUCAGGAUAUCGGUAUCGGAACAGGUUCUGAUCAUCCGGCGCGCGCAGCUGUCGGACAGUGGUGUGUGGACGUGCCGCGCCCACAACCAGUACGGAGAACAGAGACGAGACGCUAGACUGAGGGUGCGCUCCAGGCUGGUGGUGAAUGUCCAGCCGCAGUUGCAGAUAGCAAACUCAGGCAGUUCAGUGACGUUCAAUUGUUCACUGGAAGGUGGUGAUGCGAGGAUAAGGUGGCUCCACGACGGCGUGCCCGUGGGGGGAGCCGAGCGAGUGCUAAGGGUCCAUUCAGUGAUGCGAGUCCACCGAGGCAUGUACCAGUGUUUCGCCGAGAGGGACUUAGACUCCGCUCAGGCUGCUGCUGAGCUUCGAUUAGGAGAUACUGCCCCGGAGUUGCAUUACACGUUUAUCGAGCAGGCGUUACACCCUGGACCGGCCCUGGCACUACACUGCGCCGCGUCAGGCUCACCACCACCGCGGUUCACCUGGCUACUGGAUGGACAACCAGUCGAGGAACACAAUACGCCACAAAGGACAGUGUCACAAUUCAUGAAUUCAAAUGGCGAUGUGGUGAGCUUCUUGAACAUCUCGUCGGUGCGGCCUGACGACGGCGGCCGGUACACGUGUCGAGCUCACAACACCAGGGGCGCGGUCGAUCACUCCACCAGACUCAAUGUUUAUGGUACACCUUCAAUAAGAAACAUCGGGCCGGUCCGCGUCGUGGCCGGCGUCAACACAACCAUCUACUGUCCAUUCUCCGGAUUUCCAAUCAGUGAGAUUCGAUGGCAGCGCGGUGGCCUGGACCUCAGUUCCACAGGCGGCAGAGCAUUAUCCGGGAAUAACGGUGAGCUGCUCCUAUGGCCAGCGGAGCCGGCCGACGCGGGGGUGUACUCCUGCAGAGUGACUGCCCCUUCGGGACAAUACGCACAGAAGGACGUGCAGAUAUUUGUUAGAAAUCCGCCAAAAAUAGCUGGUUUCACUUUCCCAACUGACCUAGUGGAAGGUAGUUCCAUCCAAGUACUAUGUGGCAUCACGUCUGGAGAUAAACCGGUCUACUUUUCUUGGUUAAAGGAUGGACAGCAUAUUCCUUCGAAUUUACAAGUCCAAGAGAAGUCACUGGACGAGUUCAGUUUCCUGAUCUUCUCGCACGUGACGUCGAAGCACAGCGGCGAGUACACGUGCGUGGCGAGCAACUCAGCCGCUGAGGUCAACCACACCGCUUCACUCGCCGUCAAAGUGGCGCCUUCGUGGGUGUACGAGCCCCAAGAUGUAUCAGCUUUGCUCGGCACUCAAAUAUUGACGCACUGCGCUACAAAAGGUUAUCCCGAACCAAGAAUCACUUGGCUAAAAGGACAAGGCACUGGAGUGGGUGAUUUUCGUCUAGUAUCGAACUCGGACCUGCAGUUCUCAGUGCUCACCAACGGGACACUGAGCAUAGCGCCGGCCGCUCAUCACCACGAGGGGCAAUACAUGUGCAGAGCCGAAAACGGUAUUGGGAGGGGAUUGUCUAAGAUUAUAACUGUCUCAGUCAAUGAGCCGGCGCACUUCGAGUUCUCGUCGCGCAACAUGACGGUGCAGCGCACGGCCGCCGCCGCGCUGCACUGCGACGCGCGCGGCGACGCGCCGCUGCAGCUGCACUGGACGCACAACGCGCGCCGCCUCGACCUCGCCACCUACCGGGUGUCAGUAUCGGAGAAACGUUCAGAGAACGGCGUUAGUUCUCAGCUGAACAUUGCUCAUGCGGAGAGACGUGACUCAGGAGUGUACAGGUGUCGCGCCGAAAAUUCUUACGGCCGGGACGAACUGCUCAUAUACUUAGCUGUGCAAGAAUUCCCCGAGGCGCCCCGUGGACUGCAAGUGGUCCAGCGCAGCGGGCGCGGUGCUACUAUAUCGUGGCGGCGCGGCUACGACGGGAACGCACGCGUCCACCUCUACAAGCUGCAGUACCGAGUAGUUGGUGACCGCGAUCGCGACCACGACCGGCAGGGCACCGAUGCCAGGGACGACUGGGCUGAUGCACCCACACGGGACGUUCCAGCAGACAGGGUUACAACGAGAGAGGAUGCAGCUGACCUGGGCUCAGAGAUAACCCUGGAAUAUAACGUGGAGGGUCUACGUCCAGCUACAGCGUAUGCGCUACGACUAGCGGCCGUCAAUGCUAUCGGCGAGAGUGAAUAUUCAGACUCAGUCAUUAUACAAACGUCAGAAGAAGCACCAUCUGAGCCUCCUCAGAAUGUACAAGUACAAGCGACAGAACCCGGAGAACUACUCAUCAAAUGGCAGCCGCCGCCGCAGGAGUCGUGGAACGGCGAGCUGCUGGGGUACGUGGCGUGGUGGCGCGAGGUGGGCGCGGAGGGCGCGGGCGCGGGCGGCGCGCUGACGGCGGGCGGCUGGGGCGCGGCGGCGGCGCGCGCGCCGGGGCUGCGGCCGCGCGCCACCUACGAGGUGCGCGUGCGCGCCUACAACGCCGUCGGCGCCGGCCCGGCCUGCGCGCCGCUCGCCGCCGCCACGCUCGAGGCAGCACCGGAAGCACCACCAGAGCGUGUUCGCUGCGAGACAAUAUCGUCUCAGUCCAUCCGCGUGUGGUGGGAGCCACCGCCACCUGCUGCCCGCGGAGGAGUACUGCUGGGAUACGAAUUGUUGUAUGAGGCGUGGGAGGAGAGCGGCGAGGCGGAGGUGGUGCGCAGCGGCGGCACGGAGGCGCUGCUGCAGGCGCUGCGGCCCGCCGCCAACUACUCGCUGGCCGUGCGCGCGCGCACCGCCGCCGGCGUCGGCCCGCCCGCCGCCGCGCACUGCCGCACGCACGAGGACGUGCCCGGAGCACCGGCUGAUAUUAAAGCUUUAGCAAACUCGGAAGACACGGUGAUGGUCAGCUGGCUUGCUCCAGUACACAAGAAUGGCAAGAUCAAACACUACACCGUGUACAAUAGACCACAAAGGACAGGACAGCACUCCCAAGUGAUGGUACUCCAUAAGGACGGUGAAGAGGAGUACCAGGUAGAAGUUCGGGGACUGCAGACGCACCAGACCUAUGAGUUUUGGGUGACGGCUGCCACCGCAUCGGGAGAGGGCGAGAUGAGCGCUAUCGUUGCAAGAAAGCCUAACGCUAGAGCGCCGGCAAUGUUGGCGUCUUUCGCUCGCCGCGUGGUGUCGGCAGAGGGCGCACGUGUGCGGCUGCAGUGCCGCGCGGCCGGCGCGCCACCGCCGCUGCACGCCUGGUCUCGCCGUCGCGCUGCACCACCACUCCUCGCUGACCCGCGGCUGCUGCUUGACGGCAACGACCUCGUCAUACUCAGUGUCGGCGAGGCCGUGGCGGACAACUACACGUGCACGGUGCGCAACCCGUGGGGCGCGGAGCGCGGCACGUGGCAGGUGCUGGCCGCGCGGCCGCCGCCCGCGCCGCGCGCGCGCCUGGCCGCCGCCGCGCCCGCCGCGCUGCGCCUCGCCUGGGACGCGCCGCCCGCCGCGCUCCUCGCCGCGCUCAGGGGAUAUACGGUGGAGCACAAGCUCGCAGAUGAAGAGCAAGCGACUGCUUGGAUUGCGACACGACUAAGUAGCAACGCGCGCUCGCACACGCUCGAACGCCUCGCAUGCGGCACGCCUUACCGCGUAAGGCUUAUCGCACACAACGCGGUUGGCGCAUCACCGCCCAGCGAGGAAUUGAUUGUCUCCACCAAAGGGGGACCUUCGCGAGCCCCAUCAGAGAAAGACCUAAUCGCCACAAACAGCACGUGCGCCCGUAUCAAUCUGCUGACUUGGGACAGUAAUGGAUGCCCUCUUACUCAGUUCACGGUGUCAGUGCGGAGCUUCGAGGAGACCACGUGGCGGUCGCAAACGGUCCCAGCGGUCGAGCCGACUGUUUUGUGUGGGCUGGUGACCGCGACAUGGUACCACUUAAAGGUGGUCGCCAACAGUGCCGCUGGUUUCACCACUGGCAAUUAUUAUUUUUCAACCCUCACAGAGGAUGGAGAGCGCAUCCCGGCGCCGGCGCAGUUCCCACCGGGCGGCGAGGGCGCGGCGCCGCGCGCGGCUGCCGUACUAGCCGCCUGCGCCUGCGCACUGCUCGCUGCGCUGCUGCUGCUCGCCGUGCUCGCUUACAGGACCAGUCUAUCAGCACCGUGCCUUAGAAAAGGAUACGAACAGGGAGACAUCUCGGAGGAGGAGGACAAGUCGAUAGAGAAGAGGGACAACAAGCGCAAUUGUCAGCAAGUGUAUACUUCAUCACCUAUCAAACAUCCUCUCAGCAAGAAAGACCAGCAAGAGAUGUACGAGAUCAGUCCGUACGCAACGUUCAGCAUGUCUGGCGGGGUGGGCGGCGUGUGCGUGGGCGAGGAGGCGCAGGUGUCGGGCGGCACGCUGCGCACGUUCGGGCGCGGCGAGCCGCCGCCGCUGGCCGCCGCGCCGCCCGCGCGCCUCGCACACUCCACGCACGCAGCACACGCGGCCCACGCGGCGCCUGCGCACAAGCAGCGCUCGCCGCUUAACUCCGAGGAGUACACGCUGUCGCGCGCGAUGACGCUGAUGGUGCGGCGCUCGGAGUCCGACUCGGACUCGAGCGGCUCGCCGUGCGCUGAUUGCAAUAGUUCCAGCGUCUCGUACAGGAUGCCCAUAGCGCCAUCUAAAGGCGGCGCGGAGGAGGCGCUGCGCGCGGCGACGGACUCGAGCGCGGAGUCGGCCGCCGCCGAACGCCGCCGCCGCCGCCCGCGCCGCCACCACGCGCCCGCUGCCGCCAGGUACCAACAACGGCAGGAACAGGAGAGAAGAGAUUUCACCAUACACGUAUAAAACAUAAGACAAUAAAGACUGCUGCGAGCAAAAUAAUUGAUGUACUAAUAAAACGUUUACGAGAUUACAGUUUUAAAAUAAGAGUUUUGUAAAUAUUUUUAUGAGUUUUGUACAUUUAGAUUAUCGUUGCGGCCUACGGAGACUAGCCAAAUUGUCAAAAUUAAAUUAUAUUAAAGUUUUAUAAAAUAUUUUUAAUUGUAAGUAUUACAGGUAUUAUUAUUGUUAAUAUCUGAAUUGUAAUAUUAAGGUAUAGAGAUUUAUAAAAGUAAUGAAUUAUUGAUUUUUUUUUUUGUUAAUUCUAACACAAUAAAGUCGUUUAUAGAUUCUAACAACCCUAGUACGUGUAAAGUUAAGGGGCACAUACACGAUACAAAUUAUUGCUUCGAUCGAUAUGAAAAAAUCCAAUCGAUUGAUCGUUGCAAAUGAUAAUUUAAUUUAGUUCAACGGAACGGUAAACGUGCCAUCAAAGACGCAAACCCAAAGAUUGUAUUGAUAUUUUAAUUGAUUGAAUUGAAUGUACGAUUAAGAGAUCAUUAGCAAUAUUGGCAUGUAAUAUGAAUAAUAGUUUUGCAGUGAAACGCCCAGCAAUCAAAUUUAAGUUGAAAAUUUAAGUUGAAAGUUGAAGAGUUUAUUAAUAUUAUAGGAAUCAACAACGAAACACACAUGGCUACCUAAGACUUACACUUAAUUGACACACGCGGCAAUGUUGCCAACAGAUAAAAAAACAAAGUUACCAUUCUACAAAUGAUAUUAUGCACACAUUACACUGUCUAUAUCUAAUAGCAUGCACCAAAAAAAUGGAUUCGUUGUUUCGAUCAGUCUUGAAACGGCAUAUCGUAAAUGUAUACCGUACCGUCUAUGGGCCCCUUUACUAUGUUUCGUUGAAAUGACUAUCACACUCUAAUGCCGGGUUCAGACAGUUCACACGGUGACAAAUUUGGUCGCCGGCGAGUCGCUGGCGACUUUUAAGUUGGUGUAUGGAUAUGAACAUUAGGUUUGAGUUAAAAUGGCUGGCUAUCAUACUCGCUGUCGCAUGAACUUGGAAUAAAGACGAUAGAAUUAUUGUUGUUUGAAAAAAACAAAUAGUUGAAAAUGUAACUAGUAUAGUAUCAGUUAGUACUCCAACUGGGAAUAUAUUCAGCCCGGACACGAGAGAGGUUUUAAUCCCUUCGUGUUAUGUUAACAGAAGGUAAAUUUGGAACAAAGAAUUAUUUUUCACUUAUAAAUUCAUAUAAAUUCAAAAAUAAACCAUUCAAUAAAGUUAGUUAAAAAUUUGUUAUUUUCAAUGGACUUUCAAUUUCCCAUUAGACUGUAUUUUUGAAGAGGUCCAAAACGAGAAAGGUUUGAGUAAAUUUAUAUUUUUAGUGUGUAUAUUACGCGUUGUUUUAGCCGAUUUUAAUUUAAUAUUAAAAGUUGCUUACAUAUUGGUCCCUUAUUUAUUUUGCUCAGUAAAAUCUAAUUGUAGACACAAAAUUCUGUGUCUUAAUUUAAAAUAAAAACGAUGCGUUUUAUUAAUUUUAAAAUAAUUAUAGUGAGAUCACUAACUAGUCAUUAUUGUUUUUAUUAGAAUUAAACUCACUGUUUUUUAUGUCGCAACUCAAAUGUCGCGUGGUUGAAUUGAAGCAAUUAACACAUAAAACGAUGUGAUACAGUGCCUUCGUACGGACUCUUUAGUGUUAUGCCGAUUAAUUGAUUAAUUA
Messenger RNA from Galleria mellonella (greater wax moth), 7471 nucleotides. RefSeq names its product cell adhesion molecule Dscam2-like. Gene Ontology annotation, cellular component: axon; plasma membrane. The record is from RefSeq and is a predicted model, not a curated record. The transcript has 37 exons. Gene Ontology annotation, biological process: axon guidance; cell-cell adhesion. Bases 162 to 5771 code for a protein of 1869 amino acids. NCBI's taxonomy places the organism in Eukaryota, Metazoa, Arthropoda, Insecta, Lepidoptera, Pyralidae. Gene Ontology annotation, molecular function: protein binding.